Molecule: messenger RNA, 1572 nt
Organism: Portunus trituberculatus (swimming crab)
Lineage: Eukaryota; Metazoa; Arthropoda; Malacostraca; Decapoda; Portunidae
Exons: 6
Coding region: 490-1371 (293 amino acids)
Cellular component (GO): acrosomal vesicle
Molecular function (GO): calmodulin binding
Source: RefSeq, a predicted model, not a curated record
UAUGGCGACAGAGACAGGAAGGGACGCGGUAACCAUAGUAAUGAAUGCCAGGAAGGACGCGGUAACUAUAGCAACCGAAUUACGCGGCCAUGAUUCUUGCAUCCGAUUUUAUGACAUGGCGUUGACUUCGUGUUGUUUUUUGCACCAGAAAUGCAUAAAACUCAACAAAAGCUGAUUAUAAACAUCAAAAAGAAAGGCUAGAUAUAUAAAUUUGACACCUCAACAGCAACUUUUUCAUUCAUAUUCGGGAAAUCAGACGAAAUAAAAAAGCAAAACAGUAAUGGAAGAAACGAACAGAACCACGUGCCGGCUUUUCAAAACACACAUAACUACAAAGCCUCCAAACACCACCUGCACCACACACACACACACACACACACACCAGGGGAGCCGCACCACAAACCACGUAACACCACACAACACCACGGGGCACACCACAGAGGCCACGACAAGGCAGUAUCACCCUGGUAUACCCGUGGAGAGGAAGACAUGAGGGGAUCGAGAGGUGGUGAGAGGGAAGCCAAGUCGCCGCAGCCUGAGGAGGAGAAUAUAAUGAAUCUACUGCCUCGCCCUCCUGUGUUGGUGAGGAAGCCAAAGAGAUACGUCUCGCAACACCAUGGGCGUGUCGUGGAGGAGGCACGAGGGCGGGACAGCCACGCGACACUGGGGAAGGCCGUCUCCGCCCACCCGCCCAGUCCCGCCCACUACCUGAAGAAGGGACACAGGGACCAGUACACCCAUGCCCUCGUCUCCUCCAAAUACGCCCUUACUGCAGAGGACCGGCCACACAUCUGCCCUAAGCGUCCACCACUGCCCACACCUGUCCCCUACCCACCGUCUGAGCGCGACAGGUGUGCCAUGAACUGGGUAGCGGGUAACAUGACGCGGGUGGAGGAGGCAGCAAGGGCGAGGCGCAGCGCUGGGGCCCUAAGGAAACACGUGGCGGUGGAUAGCUUAGCAGGACAUAGACAGGACCGCCUCUCAGCUGGUCUUCAUCCACGUUAUGUAUUUAAGAAGAACUUCGGCAGCGUUCCCUCAUACUUGGAGAGAAGGAAGAAGUCUUUGAGCGCCCAGAAAGAAGAGGAGAGAAAAGAGAGAGGGAGUGCGAGGAAGAAGAGAGAAGGGAAGAAAGAAGAGGGAAAGAAGAAGGAAGAGGAGCAAUAUACGUUAUUACCAGAAGAGGAAAAAGAAGAGUUACUGAAGGGCUUGCACACUAACCUGAAGGAGGCACAGAGGCGGCUGCAGUCCCUCCCGGUGGUGUGUGAGACCUUGGCGAGCAGAGCGAGGAGGGACGAGUUAGAGAAGAAAGUCAUGGAUCUGCAGCGCUACAUUUUCCUCCUCCAGAACCACACACUUGCCGUCUCCGAGUAGCACAAAGGAACUGGAUGGAAGAAUAAGCUGUUCUAAAAUACACUCUGUUAUUUAUCUCAAGGACACAGUGAUGGUUUCGUAUAACUUCUUCAGUACUGAGACGCAUUUUUACCUUGAGUUUUGGGUACGAUUAGAUUUUGUUUGCGAUACGAAGGGUGUAUGGAGGUCAGAAGGUUAACGGCCAGAGACUUCACUUAUUUC